CAAAGAUUCAUGCUGCAACCAGAGUGUCGUAACUUGACGCUUUAUAAAGACAGAAGCAUUGUUUAAACAUGGAUCUGAGUCUACAAUUUAUUUCCCUGACGUCAGCCUUGAUGCUGAUUACACCUGAUGUUUUAGGACAAAGCGCUCCCUGCAGCCAGGCAGGAGCUGUAUUUUUCAAUGGAAUCUGUUAUCGAGCUUUUAGCGACAGGGCACUUACUUGGAAUGAAGCACAACUAGCAUGUAAGACCUGGGGUGGAGAUUUAGCUAGGAUUGAUUCAGAUAGACAGACUUAUGCUGUUGUUCAAGCGUGGUACAGCUUGUCCUACUGGGUUGGUAUGACAUUCAUUGAUGGAACAUGGAUGUGGGUGUAUGACAAUUCAACAGUAAAUGGUCCACAUCAACCUGGAUUUGAUUGUCAAUCAGUUAAUGAUGACUAUGGCAUCUUUCUGGAAGACAAGCAGUGUUCUAGCAAGUUAUAUUACAUGUGCAUGGGUCCCUCCAUUGAGAUCCCUACAACACCAACUAAUAUUGAAACAAGCGCAAAGACUACACAACUCUUAGAGACGCCUGCCCCUAUAGCCAUUGAGAUUCCUAUGAUACCAACUAAUAUUGAAACUAGCGUAAAGACUACACAACUCUUAGAAAUGCUUGCCCCUAUAGCCAUUGAGAUUCCUAUGAUACCAACUAAUAUUGAAACUAGCGUAAAGACUACACAACUGUUAGAAAUACCUGCCCCUAUAGCCAUUGAGAUUCCUAUGAUACCAACUAAUAUUGAAACUAGCGUAAAGACUACACAACUCUUAGAGACGCCUGCCCCUAUAGCCAUUGAGAUUCCUAUGAUACCAACUAAUAUUGAAACUAGCGUAAAGACUACACAACUCUUAGAGACGCCUGACCCUAUAGCCAUUGAGAUUCCUAUGAUACCAACUAAUAUUGAAACUAGCACAAACACUACAUCACUCUCAAAGACGUCUUCUAAAAUUCAACCAGACUAUUCCAAAUCUCCAAAGGAUAAAAGCAAGAAGAUACUUGAAGGGACUAAAACACCAAACAAAGGAAAACAAGGUGCCGAAGGUCAAGGAAAACAAGGCGCCGAGGACAAAGGAAAACAAGGCGCCGAGGACAAAGGAAAACAAGGCGCCGAUGACAAAGGAAAACAAGGUGCCGAGGACAAAGGAAAACAAGGCGCCAAGGACAAAGGAAAACAAGGCGCCGAGGACAAAGGAAAACAAGGCGCCGAGAACAAAGGAAAACAAGGUGCCGAGAACAAAGGAAAACAAGGCGUCGAGAACAAAGGAAAACAAGGUGCUGAGGACAAAGGAAAACACGACUAAAAGUUGCUGUUUUUUUCUAAUUUCAUCUCUAGUCUCCUACACUUUUUUGUUCUCUCUAUAAGAUUCCUAAUGAAAACAGCAAAAUAUGAAGUAUUAUUUUUUUUUUAUAAAAUCGCUUAUUCAAAGUGAAAUCGUAUCAAUUAGUCAUAAAAUUAAGUUUGUAAUAGAUCUAGA
Biomphalaria glabrata is the source of this 1508-nucleotide messenger RNA. RefSeq lists its product as uncharacterized. The record is from RefSeq and is a predicted model, not a curated record. Lineage: Eukaryota; Metazoa; Mollusca; Gastropoda; Planorbidae. The coding region runs from base 69 to 1334 and encodes 421 amino acids. The transcript has 6 exons.